AUGCAUGAGUUUGUUCAAUGUUGGAUGCGAAGUGGAAAUUUUAUGGCACUACGUCGCAUAGAAAGAGCCAAUUUCCCUGGAAUGAAAGGCUAUAAUAAACAGAAAGCUAACAAAUGGCUCCUUUAUUUAGAUGCUAAUAAUUUAUAUAGAUGGGCUAUGUCACAAUAUUUACUGACAGGAGGAUUUCAGUGGCUUGAUCUAGACAAACUGCUGGAUAUUCAGUCUAUUUCUCCAACUGCUAAACGAGAACGUCAAGUAGUUAAGCGUUAA
Messenger RNA from Funneliformis mosseae, 270 nucleotides. NCBI's taxonomy places the organism in Eukaryota, Fungi, Glomeromycota, Glomeromycetes, Glomerales, Glomeraceae. The record is from the annotation of a GenBank genome assembly.